AUGGACACACAACAGUGGACACGCAUUUUCCAGAAUCAUAUAGAGACGCUCAACAAACAAGACAUCUGGCAGUUGGAGUUUGAUGAAAAUAUUGAUGCUUCUCGUGAGAACUUCGGCUGGGAAAAUUACAUCAGGAGAACAAUUGCAAGGUUCAGAUGCACCACAUGUGGGAGAAGCUGGCCUUCCAACCAGGUCAUGGUGAUCUUCCUUAUGCAGCUGAUGAAUGGGAAGGGCACUGUAAAGGUCAGACCCUUACGUCAGAACUGCAAGAGAUGCCUCCAUGCUCCCAUGGUGAAACCACUCGUUGAAUCAGAUGACAUCGAUACCCUCAUGGAGAACCUGAUGGAAAAAAUCAGAAUAAAGUGCUACAAGGAAGAACUUGGUCGAAAAUCGAGGCGUCCUAGACAUCUCGAUGUGAAGAGUCCUCAUGAGCCCAAACACUGUGAGGGCUGCAAGAUGGGAAUCUGUAUGAAGACUGAGCUAAUUUAA
This is a messenger RNA of Nematolebias whitei (Rio pearlfish), 489 nucleotides long. Its product is annotated as receptor-transporting protein 2-like. The coding region runs from base 1 to 489 and encodes 162 amino acids. The transcript has 2 exons. Gene Ontology annotation, molecular function: olfactory receptor binding. The record is from RefSeq and is a predicted model, not a curated record. Lineage: Eukaryota; Metazoa; Chordata; Actinopteri; Cyprinodontiformes; Rivulidae. Gene Ontology annotation, biological process: protein targeting to membrane; protein insertion into membrane.